Malassezia restricta is the source of this 3057-nucleotide messenger RNA. Its product is annotated as SWI/SNF related-matrix-associated actin-dependent regulator of chromatin subfamily C. The record is from RefSeq and is a predicted model, not a curated record. Gene Ontology annotation, biological process: positive regulation of DNA-templated transcription. Bases 1 to 3057 code for a protein of 1018 amino acids. Gene Ontology annotation, cellular component: SWI/SNF complex. Lineage: Eukaryota; Fungi; Basidiomycota; Malasseziomycetes; Malasseziales; Malasseziaceae. The transcript has a single exon. Gene Ontology annotation, molecular function: zinc ion binding; histone binding; DNA binding.
AUGAGUCUGAACGUUAACGGGUAUCCGGACGAAAGUCUCUUGAGUGAUGCAAAUGUGUUUGCGCGACUCGAACCGUUAGUUGAUCCGCUCACAUCUGCGCUUCAUGAAAAAUCAUUAAAUGUGCCGAGCAAGGGUACUCUUCUGAAUGGACAACAAUUAUGUGAGUUUUUGUAUGAACUUGAUACAUUCCAAGAAGACGUGCUUGGAUAUCGGUCCGCUCGUCCCGCGAAUCCUGGCGCACAGUUACCAUCUUCGCGCCAUCCUUUGCGUCUCCCUGCAGCUCUUUUGCAAACGUUUGCGUCUUACACAAACUUUGAACCAUUGUCGUCAGACGCACCUCUUUUUUCCAUUUUUCUAUCAUGCUUUACAUUUUUAGCCGAGCACCAUGAAUCUACUUGGGAUCUGAAAGACAAAGAAAAGCGCAAUAUGUAUGUGGAAAUGAUCGCGCGAGUUCGAGCCGAAUUGCGAAGCAAGAAUCUCAUUCGUCCCGUUCGAAUUGCAGCUGCGAGCGACGUGACACAGGCAGAAGCUGCUCAUUUUCAGAGUCUUGCUGGUAGUCUGGGAUUUGAGUGGGUCGAAGACGCAAGUCAAGCCACACAUGUGCUUCGCCCUUCGACCGCAGAGCCUGCCGCACCCUCAUCUAGUGAUGGACCACCACCGGAGUCGGAAUAUUUCCGUACUUUAGCACACCAUGAUAAGAAGGUGCUGAUUCAUGUAUGGUAUCGUCCUGACUCGUACGAUACAUGGAUGCCUGACAAGGACUUUUCCGAGCCUGAGCCUGCUCCUGCGCCGCGCACCUCCGCGUGGUACAUUGAUGGGCGCUGGCUGCGCGACUCUCAAUUGUACAAUGAAAUUAUGAAUGAAGAAGACUACGAAGCGGAAGAAGAAGCAGAGACUUCGUCUGGUGUAGUUGGCUCAGGAAAGGAUGAAUCUCUUGCAAAUUCGGCCCCUUCGUCUGAACAAAAAGAGGAUGCACGGCGUUCCAAGAAGCACAGUUUACCUGACACGAUAAGUGAUGACACUGCAUCAAAGCGCAUAAAAAUACUGGUGGGCAAUCGCUCUGUGGGCGCACAAGCCAUUGACUUAUCUGGAUCGCAACCUAUUCCUGGUAAAAAGUAUGAGAGUGAGCCUAUUGUGUCUGGUACGCUGGGUAACUUGCCAACUAUGGAAGAGGUUACAAAUACGUCGUCACAAAGCGAACAUCUCCCUGUUCGCUCGGCUAACGCAUCGGAUGCGGUUCAUGAUGCUACGCAUGACGAGGUAUUGCAGACUGCCAGAAAGUACUUGGCCGAACAGACACAAGAGGUAAUUAUCCCUUCAUAUUCAACAUGGUUCGAUAUGUCUACUAUCAAUGCAAUCGAAAAGCGCUCGCUGCCCGAGUUUUUCAACAACAAGAAUCGAAGUAAGACACCUACUGUAUACAAGGAGUACCGCGACUUUAUGAUCAAUACAUACCGUCUGAACCCAAGCGAAUAUCUCACUUUCACUGCGUGUCGUCGUAACCUUGCUGGUGAUGUAUGUGCUAUCAUGCGGGUUCAUGCCUUCUUAGAGCAAUGGGGUCUAAUCAACUACCAAAUUGACCCGGAGACGCGCCCUGCUUCGCUCGGUCCACCCUUCACUGGUCAUUUCCGUGUACUCAUUGAUACUCCCCGUGGACUGUCGCCAAUGCAUCCCGGGACUCGGCCUGAUGCACCUAUCAAGUCAGAGACUGCUGCUACAGCUACAAGCACCGUGCCCAUGGAAGGCACAUCGCUAGAGUUGCGAAAAUCUAUUUUCCAAUCAACACUGAAGGGCUCGAGACCGGUCGACUUUGCUGAAGCUGAGUCUCUUGCAGCACAAGCAGCCCAAGAGCUUGACGCGCAACAAGACAAAAAGCCCGCGUAUGCAUGUGAUACCUGUGGUGCGGACUGCACGCCUUCGCGGUACCAGAGCGUCCGAGUCAAGGAAUUUGCCGUAUGCCCGCCUUGUUAUUUGGAAGGACGUUUUCCCACCUCCAUGUACUCAGGGGAUUUCGUGCUCUUGGACCACUCUGCGUACAAACAAGCUGGUCAUGCUGCAGGUGCCGGUAGUGUCAGCGGAGAUGACUGGACUGAUGAAGAGACACUCAAGUUACUUGAGGGCCUGGAGAUGUACGAAGAAGACUGGAGUUUAGUGUCUCUGCAUGUGGGUACGCGUUCCAGGGAGCAAUGUAUCACCAAGUUCAUCCAAUUGCCUAUCCAGGAUCCCUACCUUGAUGGUGCCACACAGAAGGAUCUGGGGGCGCUGCAAUAUGCGCCUCGUGAUCCCACAAGUGGGCAAGCUGUUCCUCUGCUUCCAUUUGCGCAGGCUGAUAACCCUGUCAUGAGCGUUGUGGCCUUGUUGGCGAGUGCCGUAAGCCCCGCUGUGGCGGCUGCUGCCGCCCAAAGUGCCCUUGGAACAUUAACAGACAAGGUGCGCAAAACUAUACAAGAUGCCGCUGGACAAGGCGCGCCAUCUUCUGAACAAGGAGAGACUGGAAAGGAUGCAUCGUUGGAAACGAAAGAGACACUUGACAAUUCAGGUGCACCGACCGAGGAAAUGGAUGAGGACACCGCAGCAGCUAGAUCAUCAUCCAACGAUGAGAAACAGAAUACAGGUGAGACGAUUCCCAAGAAUGAAGUUGAGCGUGCUGCCUCUAUCGCUCUAGGUGCAUCUGCCUGCAAGGCGUAUGUGCUAGCCAGCCACGAGGAGCGGGAGUGUCAGCGCCUAGUGCAGCAAGUGAUUGAGCUUCAGAUGAAAAAGAUGCAUCUGAAGAUGAGUCAAUUCGAAGAACUAGAAAACUUACUGGAAGGAGAACGCCGUUCAAUCGAGGCCGCCAGAAAGCAACUUUAUUCUGAUCGUUUGGCAGUGCAACGGCAAUUGGCUGCCGUGAAUGACCUUCUUCGCAAAGCAAGCACCGCUCCCCAGAAUGUGCGACCUGAUGAGCUGGCUCGUGCUAGCAGUUCUGUGAACGGUGUGCCUCAACAAGGCCCUGUGAUUCGUCGAGCACCUGGUACGAAUGUGCCUACGGACAGCAACGUCGCCAGAAUGGAUGGAUAA